This is a messenger RNA of Hemicordylus capensis (graceful crag lizard), 10013 nucleotides long. RefSeq names its product BRCA2 DNA repair associated (gene BRCA2). NCBI's taxonomy places the organism in Eukaryota, Metazoa, Chordata, Lepidosauria, Squamata, Cordylidae. Gene Ontology annotation, biological process: regulation of DNA-templated transcription; double-strand break repair via homologous recombination. The coding region runs from base 67 to 9597 and encodes 3176 amino acids. The transcript is spliced from 27 exons. The record is from RefSeq and is a predicted model, not a curated record. Gene Ontology annotation, cellular component: nucleus.
UCCACCCUCCCGGAGGCGGUGCUUCCCCCGGACCAAGCGAGCGGAAGGGCAGAGCGGCGUGUGCGCAUGCGUUGGCGAGAGAUUUGGCGCCAGAGUUUGUAUGUUGGCGGGGCGGCGCCGCCGUUGUUGCUGACGCGAUCCGGAGGUUUUCUUGAUAGUACCAGUGAUGCUAUGGAUACAAAUAAUUUUGACACAUCCGUGGAGAAGCCGUCUUUCUUCAAAAUAUUCAAAGCACGAUGCAGUGAAUCAGACUUAGGGCCAAUAAGUUUCAACUGGUUUGAAGAACUCAGUUCAGAAGCUCCACCUUAUGACUUCAAAAGAUCAGAAGACCCUGAAUUUAAAACUAACUGCCUGGAUCAAAGUACUUUUAAAACACCAAAGGGGAAGCUGUUUACAAGCAGCCAAUUAGCAUCAACUCCAAUUAUUUUUAAAGAACGAAAUAAAAGCUUACCAUUCUUUGCCUCUCCUGUAAAAGAAGCAGGGCAAAGCAAAGCUGAAGCAGGCAGAUCUGCCAAUAGAUCCCAUAGGAUGAAGACAAUAUUGGAUCACUCAAUCAAAGUAAUGAGUCCUCCUAACACUUGUCUUCUUGCAAGCCCAGCUGUUCUAAGAGAAACAUACAGAACACCACAGAGUAAUAAGUGUACACUAAGUAGAAGUUUGCUAUGUACACCCAAGCUUUUUGAGGCUCAGACACAAAAAUGUAUAUCUGAAAGUUUGGGAGCAGAAGUAGAUCCUGAGAUGUCAUGGUCAAGUUCGUUAGCAACACCCCCUACUCUUUCUCCAACAGUAAUUAUAGCUAGAGGAAGUGAGUCCGUUUCUGCAACAAAGCAAAAUAAUGAAAGACUUGCUUUGAUCAUGCAUAGCCUGUUCUCCAAGUAUGGUAGAAGUCCCAGGAAGAAUAGUGUACAGUCUGUAUCAGGAAUAGAAGAUCUAUGCACAGAUAUUGACAGCAAAAGCCACAAUUUUGGAAGGUUAUUAGAAGGCUCCUUUGGUAUCAGUAGACUUUCCAGUAAGUUAGGUGAAAACCAAAAGCUGCCAGAUGAUCCAGAGGAUGACGAUAUGGAUGAAGCUGAUAUUUCUGUUUGUCUUGCCAGUGGUAAAGCUUUUCUAAGAAAAGUAAGAACAGUCAAAUGGAAUAAGAAGAAAUGCUUUGAUAAAAUGAAACAUAAUGAAAUGGACGAAGCAGUUAAGGUUUCUAAUGAAUGCAGUAUAACAGACUAUGAAAAAGAGGUAAACACUUCCAAGUGUGAUCUGCAGAAAGCUAUUGUUCCCCAAAACAGCGUACAAAAACACUCUGAGAAUCAGAAUGGCAUACACACAGAGGAGGAAAUAACAUCAUCUUUAAUUUCUCCAUGGUCUCAACUAGACUUGUCCGGUCUUGAAAUAACACAACUGGAAAAAGUGUCCUCAUGCCAAAGUGGAUUGUCUUCCUCCUUAGAUGUAAAUAAAUGUUCUCAAGAUAGGUUACCAUCUAAUGACAAAGUUUCUGCUGCUACUACUACUUUAGAGCCAUGUAUAUUAAAGACAUCAAGUCUAAUAAAAGUUCACAAAUUACUGAACAUCAGUUCUCCAGAAAAACUACCAGCUCCUGAAAUCUCUCCAGCACCUAUUGCAAUUGUGAGGCAGGAAAGCCUAACUCUGGUGAAAAGUGGUGAGGAUGAGCAGGCUUCUGUUGUAAAUAUGUCAGAGAGUGAUUCGUUCUUAAUGGAAAAUACAAAUUAUACAGAAUUUUCAGAAUGCCAAAGCAGUUGCUUUCAUAUAUAUUCAAGAGAAAAUGGUAAAACUUCCUCUGGCCUUGCUGCAAGUAAUACUUCAACUCGAUCUGCUAGUGGUGGCGAACUCACAGGCUUGAAAACCAGCAGCUCACUUUCCAAUUUGAAAAGACGACCCAAACAAUUUAUUUAUACAGUAAAUACUACACCAGUAUAUAGGGAAGAAGGAACCACACAGAGAGAUGGAUCUUCUGCUUGUCCUGCACCAAUGCACACAAAUUUAAAUUUUUGUGUGUCUCAAGUUUCAAAAGCAGCCGUUGGGAACGAAGGGCAAACUGAAGAAACUUCAGGCAUUAAUAAGCAUGCUGUUGAAGAAAUACAGAAAAAAGAGCCUGAGAAAAGCUGUGCUUUUCCUAACAUGUCUCAUGACACUCCAUAUAAUAAAAAAUCAAGCAUAAAAAGUAACUUUACAGAUAAGUCGUCAGUAUUUCUGCAGACAGACAGCAAAAAAGAGAUGGUUCUGCCUCCCAAUCUUAUAGCUGCUAAUCUGAGAAAAGAGCCAAGUGAACAUAAAUUCCAUGCAAUUACUAGCAAAGAUACUUCAGACAGAGUAAGUGGAGGAAAAUGUGCCAAUCUCAUACAUUUCAGUUCACUGCAAGAAACAAUUCCUGAGGAAUCUACAUUGACAAUGCAAAGACUGAAAAUGGGAAAUGAGCAAGCAGCUUUGGACUUAAUUUGUGCAAGUGGUGCUCAGGUGGCUGAACUUGAAUAUCUGUCAAAUAAAACACCCAAACCUACUAUAGAUGACCUUUCUAAGGUUUUAAUAUUGGAGAAAAAUGUAGACUUGAGACAGCCUCCACCAUUAGAUUUAAAAAACAAUGCCGAGGAUAAUCAGCAGAGAGGCUUAGGAUGUGCAAGUGAUAGCAAAACCCAGAGUUUUGGAGGCUUCAAAACAGCAUCUAAUAAACAGAUACCACUGUCUGACUGCAAUGUUAGAAAAGGUAAAUUGUUGUUCAAAGACAUACAAGAUCAAUUUCUUGAAGAUUUUCCCAGUGAUGGAAUGCAGAAUAUUUCAAAUACAGAUGCACAAGAAAAUGCUGAGUUUUCUUCAGUGGUGAGAAAUAACUUGAAUAAAGACUCAUCCAGUUUUUCACAUGUUUCGGAUUCUCGGAUGAACCUUAUCGAAUACAGUGAUACACAAAGCAUUUUUCCUGAAUAUGCCAAUUUGUCUUUUCGAAAUGUGCUUCAAAAUCAGCAGCCUGAAGGAAAACCAAACUUAACAGCAAGCCAAGAAGCUGAAGUUACUGAACUCUCUAAUAUAUUAGAAGAAACAGGUAGUCAGUUUGAAUUUACACAGUGUAAAAAGCAAGGGACUGUCCUAUGCAAUAGUACUUGGAAGGUGUGUGGAAGCAUUGAGGAUAAUGAAAUAGGCAAAUUGGCUAUGAAUUCUGAAGUGCUGAAUGGUAAUGAUUCUAAUGGAAAUUUCAAAACAAACAUUCAACGAAGCUAUGAUCUGUCUCCUAGUAAGGAUAUAGACACAACUGAGGAAUCAAAGAUGGAGAGACAGAGCAAUGAAGAGGCUUCACCCUCUAAUUCACCAACCAGAAAAUGGAAUAAAGCUCAUUUUGUCCCAAAUGUUUCAUCACAUUUGCCGUUCAGAUUAUCUAGUCUUGGGGACUGUAGUUCAACUGUGAACAAAGGCAUGGACUCUCCUGGUGAGAUCAGUCACAAAACUCCAGAACUAGUUGGUGAUCUUUAUGGAGUGGUUGAAAUGUUUAACCCUCACAAAACUGAUAUCCAUAGUGUGUGCUCAAAUAGAAGUAAUAAUUGUUGGAACAACCACAAAUAUAUGAAACAGAAAGGCACCGAUUGGCAGAGUCAGUGGGUCAAAGAAGUAAAUGCUGAGUACACGACAAAAAAUAAUACAAAAGACACUGUUACCUUUGUGAAGGAAGGUAUGCAAAAUAAGUCAAGUCCUAUAAGUUAUAAUGAAAGCAAUAUUAUUCAUAUAUCUAGUACUACAGAGGUAAACCUAAAAAUUAUUCAGAAAUAUUCUGUUGAUGUGACAGGAAAUCAACUGUCUUCUGUUGAAAAUAACCGCAGCAUCUUAGUUUCACGUCACUUUGUAAACUGUGGAGAAACUCAGUGUAACUAUAAUUUGCAAGAAACUUUGUCUGAUCUAACAUGUUUAGCUGAAGUUGCUAAAACUGAAAAAAAAGUUACUUUGAAUAAUGUAAAUGGAAAAGAAAACCUUAACUCUAAUCAUGAAGAAGAAAGAAUAAACAAUCCAGAAAGUGAUAAUGUACUACAGAGUUUUCAUACUGUGGUUGAUGGGAACAUAUCUGCACAAAAGACUAAAACACUUCAUUUGUUGGCUGGCUCCCAUGUAGGUGAAGACCUAGAUAAUAUAUCUUUGUUUUCCAGUGAGAAGGCAGAUAUUGAUAGCAAGAAAGGAACUAUUACUUCUGUCAGAAAGAGUAUUGGCUUAAAUAAAAAUGAAACCUUUUUUGGCACCAACCAUCAAGAAGUCCUUAAUAUCGGAAAAGAAAAGCAGAAUAGCUCAAUGGGUUUUCAUACAGCGAGUGGUAAGCAAAUCACGAUCACUGACAAAUCUUUAGCUAAAGCAACACGCCUUCUUUCUGAAGAAAUCUUUUCCCCAGAAAAGGACAAUGCUCUUAAUAAUCUUGCCAAACCUUGCAUUCAAGCUUCAGUGAAAGGGAAAAAGAACGAGGAAAUUACUACAGUAAGAGAGGCAUUGGGAGAAGGAACUGAAAAACACUGUAAAGAACUUCUAAAUCUUCAAAGUUAUUUUGAAGUUCCUUUAAAUCAGUUGCCAAACAUUGUGCAGACUGAGAAUCCUGAAAACAUUAAGGAACUUUCACUAGAGAUUAAUGCAUCUGAAUCCGAUCUCCUAUUUCAUAUUGGAAGGGGAGAAAAAUAUACCAUAAAUGAGGCAUGUACCUCAAGCAAAAAUGACAUUUCAAAAACUGAAUGUAUUGCUGCUGAUGUGGAGAAACAUUUGAAAGAAGAAGGGUCAGGUAUUUAUGCAAAACAAGAUCUUCAGCACUUGUCAUAUAGAAAUACAAGCAAUACACCACAUGAUGCAUGCAAUGAGAAAAACUUCUUCUCCGGUAAUUUCACUGAUAUUUCCCAAGAAACAUCAUCCAAAAGAUCUAGUACAGAAAAGAAUUUUAGACAGUCCGAAGAAACUUCUAAAAAUGAAAGUUGUGCAAUGCAGAAAUGUAACUUAAAAUUAUUAGAUGCCAACACUUUACAGAAAAAUUCAGCUGGUGAAGUAGCAGCUUCAACAUCAAAAUUAUCAAAGGCUGCAUUUAACACAGCAAGUGGCAAAAUUGUUGGAGUUUCUCAGGAUGCAUUAAAAAAGGCCAAACAGUUGCUUCGUGAAGACUGCUAUAAAUCUGUAGUACAGGACAUCGAAUCUCAUUUUGAUGAGAGCAAACAUGAUGUUUUAGAAAGCCAUUCUGAUGCCUUGGACAAUGAAGAGUGUACUAUUUCUGCUAAUACUAACUUCUUGACUGUAGAGAAAACUGCUGUGGAAAAUUCUAUUGUACCUCAGCUUUCCAAAGCCAAGGAAUACUACUGUGGAGAUGAGCAAAUAAUACAGAAUACUGGAUUUAUAUCUUUAUAUCCUGAAUCAAAUUCUCAGAUUUUAUGUUUGCAAAUGAACUAUAAUACACAGACCUCCAACAAGUUAAACUGUACCAAGUUAGACUUCUCUACAGAUAACUGUAGUUUUUUUAGCACAGCAAGUGGUAAACCUGUACAGUUAUCCAAAGAAUCAUUAAAGAAAGCAAGAGUAAUUCUUUCUGAAAUUGAAAACAAUGAUUCAUCAGCUCAUCAGAGGAGCAUAUCAGAUUGCAGUUACAGUUGUGAUAAAGUAUCCUCUGUCAGGAACAAAGCAACCCCUAAAAAAAGACUUACAAACAUGGAGAUACAUUCAAAUAUUCCUUGUGGCUUUAGCACAGCAAGUGGAAAGCAAGUGCAAAUAUCUAAAAAGUCUCUACAAAAAGUCAUGGGACUCUUCAAAGAAUGUGAUGAAGAUGAUCUAAGUAGUAAUAGUUUCUCUGUGAAUCAAGAGAGUUUGAGGCAAGACCAUAUUUUACCCAUAAAACCUUGCGCAACAUUUGAAGACAACGUUGCUUCAAACUUUAAGCCACAAGAGAAAUGUGAUGCACUUCAUUUAACCACAAACAAUCCUAAUGAAAAGAGGACUUCUAACAACUUAGUAAGCAUUAAAAUGCCUAUGUGCAUGUCUCAUACUGAGGAGAUCAAACAACCGGCAGAAACAAACCAGAUGAGUAGAAUUGAUACAACAUGUGAUACUAUAACCAAAGGAAAUCUGGAUUUUCAUUGUCCUGCUUACUCCCAAACCCCAGAAAAUUACUUAGAAAUAGAAACAUCGGAAAGUGCCAAAGCAUUCAUGGAAGAUGAUGAUCUCACUGAUUCAGAAGUGCAGGCAAAAAAACCAAAGUCCCAUUUGGUUUCUGGGAAAACCAAUAAUUAUCUGUCCAGUACAAAAACUGGGAAAAGACACAUGGAAGAAGAAAACACACUUGGAGAACCUCCUAUUAAAAGAAAGUUACUGCCUGAAUUUGACCGGUUAGAAAAUUCCAACAAAUCAUUGUGCAAGGUCUCCAAAAGUUCUCCAGAAGGUGUCUUGAAUGACAGAAGAAACUUUACCUACAAUUUUCCUUUAAAGCCUGUAAUCUGUGGUCCCAUUAGUUCUGCAAAAGAACGGGAAGAAGUUUUGAAUCCAAACCUUACUACGCCAGACCAAGAAUGCAAAGGAUCUAAAUAUAACUGUUUUCAGCAACACAUUUCAAAACAGUCUUCAAAUGGAACAUCGGCUUUCUUGUCUCCGUUUAAUAAGCCCUUAACUGAGGAAAACAAGAAAGUGGAAAAUCCUAUAGCAAAGAGGCCAGCCAGAGUCUUUGUACCACCUUUCAAAACAAAGUCAAGUGUUUCUGAGGAUGAAGUAGGUAAUGUCAAAGAACAUGACUUACUGGGCAGGAAAAAUAUUGAUAGAAAAGAAGAGAUAAACUCUGAAAUGGUUCAUGAAGGCACUAUUCAACCAGAAAGCAAUAUAUUUGAAAAGAAUAAUGCUGCACGAGUAUCAGCUGUGAAUUCAGAAUGCAGAGAUACAAAUUCAGAUUUAACAAAAGCAAUAGCAAAUCUUCAGUAUGCCAGAAAUCUACAGGAAGUGAGACUUGCAAAGAAACAAAGACAAAGAAUUCGCCCACAGUCGGGAAGCCUGUAUCUUGAGAAAAUAUCUGCUGCUUGUAGAAUUCCUCUUAAAGUUGCAGUGGGAAAGAAACCCCCUGGUUCUUAUGUCAAUGAACAGUUAUAUACCCUUGGUGUUUCCAAGCAGUGCAUAAACAUUAAUAGUAUAAAUGCAGAAGAUUUUCAGUUUCUCAUCCCGGAUUUUUUCAGUAAAGAGUAUUUUUUUGAAAGACAUGGAAUACAGCUGGCUGAUGGAGGAUAUCUUAUUCCUACUGAUGAGGGGAAAGCAGGAAAAGAAGAAUUUUACAAGGCUUUAUGUGAUACACCCGGUGUAGACCCAAAGCUAAUUUCAAAAGCCUGGGUCUACAACCAUUAUAGGUGGAUCAUAUGGAAACUGGCAGCUAUGGAAGUAGCAUUUCCACAGGAAUUUGCCAAUCGGUGUUUGACUCCAGAAAGAGUACUUCUUCAGCUAAAGUACAGGUACGAUGUGGAAGUUGAUAAAAGUCAUCGAUCAGCCAUCAAAAGGAUAACGGAGAGAGAUGAUGUUGCUGCUAAAACACUUGUACUGUGCAUUUCCAAAACCAUAUCCUUAAGUGCAAACAUUUCUCAGAUUUCUGGCAAUAAAAACGCUGUUGUGGAAAGCAAAAAAGAAGUGGCAGUGGUUGAAGUAACAGAUGGCUGGUAUGGGAUUAAGGCUGUCUUAGAUUCUCCUCUUCAGUCGCUGUUGUGCAGAGAGAAGUUGACUGUGGGUCAGAAGAUUGUUGUACAUGGAGCAGAACUUGUGGGGCCUCAGGAUGCAAGUGCUCCACUGGAAGCGCCAGACUCCCUUAUGUUAAAGAUUUCAGCAAACAGUACUCGACGUGCUCGAUGGUAUGCCAAAUUAGGAUAUCAUCAAGAUCCCAGACCUUUCAGUUUGCCUUUAUCAUCACUCUUUAGUGAUGGUGGGACUGUCGGUUGCAUUGAUAUCAUUAUCCAAAGAGUUUAUCCCACACAGUGGAUGGAAAAGAUAUCAACAGGUUCCUAUGUGUUUCGUAACUGUCGAGCUGAAGAAAGAGAAGCUUCAAAGCACGCUGAAAGUCGACAAAAAACCCUAGAAGCAUUGCUUGCAAAAAUCCAAGCUGAAUUUGAAAAGAAUGAGGGUGAAGGCAGAAGAGCUCUGCGAUCCCGUACGUUAACCAGACAACAGAUUCGUUCUUUGCAAGAUGGUGCAGAACUUUACAAGGCAAUUCUUGAUGCUGCUGACCCAGCUUACAUGGAGGGCUGUUUCAGCGAAGAGCAAUUAAAAGUCUUGAAUAGCCAUAGACAGAUGGUAAAUGAUAAAAAGCAAGCACAGAUAGAAGCAGAAUUCAGGAAAGCAGUGGAGUCUGCCGAGCAAGAGGAACAUAGUUCCUGCAAAAGGGAUGUAACCCCUGUAAUGAAACUACGAAUUGUGGAUUACAGAAAAGAAGAAAAAGGCAAAGAAGUGAUGUUGAGCAUUUGGCGUCCAUCAUCAGAUGUUUGUGCACUCCUAAGGGAAGGAGGUCGAUUUAGAGUCUUCCAGUUAGCAGCAUCCCAAUACAAAGGCAAGCUGGAAGCUGCUAGUUUACAGCUAACAGCUACCAAGAAAACUCAGUAUCUGCAGCUGCCAGUCGUUCAAGAUAUCCUCUCACGAGUUUACAGGCCAAGGCAGUCUCUACAGUUCAAGAAGCUGCUGGAACCCUCUUUCCAGCCAACCUGUUCUGAAGUGGAUUUAGUGGGAUAUGUAGUUUCCCUCAGGAAAGGAACAGGUUUUUCUACAUUACUGUAUUUGUCAGAUGAGAACCAUAAUCUUAUCACAGUCCAGAUCUGUACAGAUCUUAAACAGCUUGCUGUUGAAGACAUUCUAGUUCCUUCUAUGUUGAUUUCUGCAUCCAAUCUUCAGUGGCGACCUGAAUUCAGAUCAGCCAUUCCCACCUUAUUUGCUGGAGAUCUUUCUACGUUCUCAUCAAAUCCAAAGGAAAGCCAUCUCCAAGGAGUAUUUAAUGAACUAAGAGAAGCCAUAGAGAGUGACAGUUCUUUUGACAGAUACGUACAACACAAAUUGAUGAGUUUGCUUCAAACAGAGGGCCUGAAAGGAUUUAACUUGCCCAAAGAACAUGGCUUGGAUCCCUUUCCUUCUCCUUGGAAAUGUGAUGCAGGAAAUAAUCAUUCAAUUGCAACUCCUAGUAGUGAGCUAAGGCACCAGAGCCAUUUGACACUUGGAAAGCUGGAUUCACUAGGCUCGGCAAAAAUGACUAAAGAACUACAAGAAACUCCUAAGAACUAUAAGAAGAGAAAAGCAAUGGACCUGCUUAGUCAAGUACUUUCCCCUCCACCUGUAAAGCCAAUCUGCACAUUUGUUUCUCCAUCUCUGAAAAGGGCAUUUCAGCCACCUCGGAGAUCUGGUCCCCAGUGUGAAAGAUCACUGGAAAGGACAGCUUGUAAAUCACUUAAAAAACCUGCCCUGAAAAGAGUAAAUAAGACUGAUUUGCUUCUUGGAAACAAUUUUGUUGCCGAUGAGGAACUAGCAAUGAUAAAUACACAAGCCCUUCUAAGCAACAUUCCAGAAGAGAGAAAAGUUGAUUCUACAGAUUAUUCUACAUAUUCAUUACCCAGUGAUCAACCUGAUAACCAUAUACUGAAAUAGUUCUUCCCAACUGGCUGGUAGAAAAAAUAUAUUGCAGGGCAGUAGUAUGGAAACUGAGGCUCUUGGGAUGGAAACAACUGGAUCAGUUGUGCAGAAGAAGCUGCAAAGGCAAAAACCUCAGAAGUACUAGUACAGGGGUAGGCAACCUUGGCUCUCGAGCUGUUGAACUACAAUUCCCAUAAUCCAAAAACAGAGCUUAUUGUGGAUUGGGAUGAUGGGAAUUGUAUUUCAACAGCUAAAGAGCUGUGGUUUCUUUCUCCUGUACAAGUAGAAGCCUCUGUACAACAAUUGUAUGUUUUAAUAUUUAAAUGACAAUUUUAUACUUUAAACAUUGUAAAUGUUUGUACAGAUCUUUGUCUACUGUACAUAUUUCAAUUCAAAAUAAAGUUUAGGGAGAGAUCCUCUACUAAACAGAA